UCCAAGGAGAAAAAUGCUGAAAACUUCAAGUAAGACCACAACACAGAUGACAUUAUAGAUGCUCUAUCUCUCAUCGUAUAUAAAACUGUCCUUUUGUCGCUGUAAACAAUUCAAACUGGUACAAGACUACAGAAAAGUUUGAGCAUGUUUCACCUAAUUAAGAAAGACAAAGAGAAGGAGAAGGACUUGAUCAAGAAGGAGAAGAAAGAGAAGAAAGAGCGUAUGUCCCAGGCAGAGUUAAAGAGCCUGGAAGAGAUGAGCAUACGGAGAGGCUUCUUCCACCUCAAUCGAGGGAGCUCUAAGAGGGACUCCAGGGGCAAAUUGGAGAUCUCUAGUCCUAUCCCAAUUAAGGUGGCUACCAACAUGGAGCUCAGCCUGACAGACCUGGAGGCUGAGCGCCUUCACAACACCCUGGGGACAGAUAUGGGGCAAAUGAGUGCAAGUACCUCUGCUGAGGACGUGAAGGGAAAUGAACUCGAUCAUCAUCGCAGCUCCGUAAAGGAGAGAGCAGCAAAGUUUGGGGAAUUGACCAGGUUGAAUUCUGUGUUAGGCCAGAGGCACGUUUCUUUUUCCCAGAGGAGCAAAGAGGACGAUGCUGUGGAGGCUUUUAAUCUCUAUGGACAGAACUGGACUUCAUUUUCUUUCAAGUCCCACUCCAACCCAAACAUCCAUGUGGUUCACAUUCCUGAGAUGGUGGAGAAAACCUUCCCAGGAGCAGACCUACAGCUGCCUAUGCUUGUUGCUCCACCAAUACCAGAUCCAAGAGAGCUGGAGAUACAGCGGCGCAACACUGGGGAUUUCGGCUUCUCUUUGCGAAGGACCACCAUGCUAGAUAGGCAGCCUGACGGAGGAGCGUGUCGGCGCGUGGUUCACUUUGCUGAACCGGGUGCUGGGACCAAUGACCGGGCUCUGGGCCUGGUGCCAGGAGACAGGCUGGUGGAAAUCAAUGGGAUCAAUGUGGAGAACAAGAGCAGGGAUGAGAUCGUGGAGAUGAUCCGUCAGUCUGGAGAGUCGGUCCGGCUCAAGGUGCAGCCGAUUUUGGAGCUGAGUGAGUUGAACCGCAGCUGGCUGAGGACCACUGAAGGCCUGCACAGAGACGUUUCCGAUGGAAAGACAGAGGAGCAGAUAACGGCUGAGAAAGCCUGGUACAACACAGACAAAGUAUGGCUUGUCCACAAGGAUGGAUUUUCCAUUGCAACUCUCCUGAAGACGAAGGCAGGCAGUCUGCCAGAGGGGAAGGUGAAAAUCCGCCUGGAUAGUGAUGGAUCCUUAUUGGAUGUGGAUGAAGACGUUGUAGAGAAGGCAAACCCUCCGAUGUUUGACCGAGUGGAGGACCUGGCCUCUCUGCAGUAUUUGAAUGAGUCGAGCGUGAUGCACUCGUUGAGGCAGCGGUACGGCGGUAACCUGGUGCACACCCACGCUGGUCCCAACAUGGUGGUCGUUAACCCCAUUAGUGCCCCCUCGAUGUACUCUGAGAAGGUGAUGCAAAUGUUCAAGGGCUGCAGAAGGGAGGACACUGCUCCUCACAUUUACAGCAUGGCCCAGGCUGCAUAUAGGAACCUCCUGACCACUCGCCAGGAUCAGUCCAUUGUCCUGUUGGGCAAGAGUGGCAGUGGCAAGACCACCAACUCUCAACACAUCAUCCAAUACCUGGUCACCAUUGCUGGCAGCACCAACAAAACCUUCUCCACAGAGAAAUGGCAGGCGGUCUACACAGUUUUGGAGGCAUUUGGGAAUGCCUCUACCUGUAUGAAUGGGAACGCUAGUCGCUUCUCCCAUAUUGUUUCCAUGGACUUUGACCAGGCAGGCCUGGUGACAUCUGCCUCUAUCCAGACCAUGCUUCUGGAGAAGAUGAGGGUGACAAGAAGACCAGAAGGAGAGUCCAGUUUUAACGUCUUUUACUACCUGAUGGCUGGAGUAGACAGCUCUCUUAGAACUGAAUUGCACCUUAACCACUUUGCUGAAAACAAUGCGUUCGGAAUCAUGCCUCUGUCUAAGACUGAAGAUAAGCAGAAGGCCUCCCAACAGUUCUCCAAGCUGCAAGCAGCCAUGAAGGUUCUGGGGAUCGGUGGUGAAGAGCAGAGGGCCUUCUGGCUCGUCCUCGGAGCCAUCUACCACCUUGGGUCAGCAGGAGCUACUAAGGCUGGCAGGAAACAAUUUGCACGUCAUGAGUGGGCCCAGAAGGCAGCCUACCUGCUGGGCUGCACCCUGGAGGAGCUCUCCUCCUCCAUCUUCAAGCACCAGGCCAAGGGCACCCUGCCCAGAGCCAGCUCCAUCCGCCAGGCUUGUGACGAAAAUGGCACCGCAGAUUCAGGAUCCAAGGCUACGGCCAUGGACUGUUUAGAGGCCAUGGCAGCUGGGCUUUACUCGGAGCUCUUCACCAUCCUCAUUUCUUUAAUUAACCGGGCCUUGAAAUCCAGCCAGCACUCCUUGUGCUCUCUGCUCAUUGUGGACACACCAGGCUUUCAAAACCCCAGACUGGCUAAGCGUGAAUGCGGUGCGACCUUUGAGGACCUAUGCCACAACUACACUCAAGAACGCCUGCAUUCCCUCUUCUAUCAGCGCACCUUCGUUCAGGAGUUGGAGAGAUACAAAGAAGAGAACAUCGAGCUUGCUCUAGAUGACACAGAGCCCAGCACCUCCCUGUCUGUAGCAGUGGUAGACCAGGCCUCAAGUCAAGCACUGGUACGGACAGUGCGAACAGAUGAAGCACGGGGUCUGCUGUGGCUGAUGGAGGAGGAGGCGCUGCAGCCCGGGGGGUCAGAGGAAACCCUGUUGGGACGUCUCUUUAGCUACUAUGGACCUGCUGAGGGCGAGAGUAAAGGUCACACUUUCCUCUUGAAGAGUGAAAAGGAUCAUCAUUUCCUGCUGGGCCACAGUCACGGGACUGACUGGGUGGAGUACGACACCUGCGGGUGGCUGAACUACGCCAAGCAGAAUCCUGCAUCUACCAAUGCUGCAAGCCUCCUUCAGGACUCCCAGAAGAAGAUCAUCAGCUCGUUGUUCAUGAGCCGAGUGGCUGGAGCCACUGUUCUGUCCGGUUCCGUCGCGGGCCUUGAAGGUGUUUCCCAGCUGUCCUUGAGACGGGCUACCAGCAUGAGGAAGAGUUUCACCACAGGGGUGGCUGCUAUCAAGAAGAAGUCCCUGUGUAUCCAGAUAAAGCUUCAAGUGGAUGCUCUCCUUGACAUGGUACGCAGGUCCAGGAUUCACUUUGUUCACUGCAUAUUGCCCAAGGCAGAUAGCCUCAAGGCUCUGAGUGGAUCCCUGUUCAAAGCAGGGGAAUGUGAGGCUCAAGGGGAGACUGGAGAUCCCGGCUUAAUGCAGCUAGAUGUAGCCCUCCUCCGUGCUCAGCUUCGUGGCUCCAAGCUGCUGGAUGCUCUCCGGAUCUACAGGCAAGGUUACCCCGAUCACAUGGUGUUCUCUGAGUUCCGCCGCCGCUUCGAUGUGCUGGCACCGCACCUCACCAAGAAGCACGGGAGGAAUUACAUCGUUAAGGACGAGAAGAGAGCUGUGGAGGAGCUACUGGAGUCCUUGGAUUUGGAGAAGAGCAGCUACCACAUGGGUCUCAGUAGGUUGUUCUUCAGAGCCGGCACCUUGGCUAAACUGGAGGAACAGAGGGACGAGCAGACCAAGCGUAAUUUCACACUGUUCCAAGCUGCCUGUAGGGGCUACCUGGCACGACAAGCCUUCAAGAAGAGGAAGAUUCAGGAUCUAGCCAUCCGCUGCGUCCAGAAAAACAUCAUGAAGAACCGUGGCGUGAAGGACUGGCCAUGGUGGAAGCUCUUCACCACGGUGCAGCCCCUCAUUAAAGUCCAGCUCUCUGAGGAGCAGAUGCGUGGCAAAGACGAGGAGAUACAGCAGCAGAAAUCGAAGCUGGAGAGGGUGGAGAAGGAACGGAAUGAGCUGAGACUGAACACGGAUCGAUUGGAGAGCAGGAUCUCAGACUUGUUGGCAGAACUGGCUGAUGAGAGAAGCACUAGUGAGUCAGCAUCCCAGCUGCUAGAGACUGAGACUUCAGAGAGGCUUCGCCUGGAGAAGGAUAUGAAGGAUAUACAGGCAAAGUUUGACGGGAUGAAGAAACAAUUAGAAUCUCAGGAGAUGGAGGUGAUGGAAGCUCGGCUCAUGAAAACAUCAGAGUUCAACGGGGAGAUGGACGAUGACGAUGAUGCUGGAGGUGAGUGGCGGAUAAAAUACAACCGAGCCAUUCGUGAAAUGGACUUCACCAAAAAGAAACUCCAGCAGGAGUUUGAUGAGAAACUGGAGACAGAGCAGCAGAGCAAAAGGCAUCUUGAAAGAAGGCUGGCUGAUUUGCAGACAGAUAAUGAGGAUGUGCAGCGCUCUGUGCAGCAGCUGAAGAAGAAGUGCCAGAAACUGACGGCAGAGCUGCAGGACACCAAGCUUCACCUAGAGGGCCUGCACAGUCGCAACCAUGAUUUGGAGAAGAAACAGAGGAAAUUUGACCUGGAGCAGAACCAGGCUCAGGCUGAGGUACAAAGAGAAAGGAGCCAGAGGGAGAAGCUGGCUCGAGAGAAAGACUUAAUGACUGGUGAGAUGUUUAACCUCCGCCAGCAGCUGCAGGACAAGGACGUUGAAUUGUGUGCCGCGAAUAUGAAGGUGCAGCAGCUGGAGGCAGAGCUACAGGAUCUUUCCUCCCAGGAGUCGAAGGACGAAGCCUCCCUGUCCAAGGUCAAGAAGCAGCUCCGCGACCUUGAGGCCAAAGUGAAAGAUCAGGAAGAGGAGCUGGACGAACAGGCUGGAACCAUCCAGAUGCUGGAGCAGGCCAAGCUGCGGCUUGAGAUGGAGAUGGAGAGGCAGCGGCAGACGCACUCCAAAGAUAUUGAGAGCAAGGAAGAAGAGGUAGACGAGAUCAGGCAUUCCUGCAGUAAGAAGCUGAAACAGAUGGAGGUGCAGCUGGAGGAAGAGUAUGAAGACAAGCAGAAAGUGUUGCGUGACAGGAGAGAGCUGGAGUCCAAACUGCUGAACGCCCAGGACCAGGUGAGCCAGAGGGAUGUGGAGACAGAGAAGAGGCUGAAGAAGGACCUGAAGAGAACCAAAGUCCUUCUGGCUGAUGCACAGAUUAUGCUGGACCACCUGAAGAGUAACGCCCCGAGCAAGAGGGAGAUCGCCCAGCUCAAAAAUCAACUGGAGGAGUCAGAGUUUACUUCCGCAGCAGCAGUGAAGGCUCGAAAGAGCAUGGAGAUUGAAAUAGAGGACUUGCACAUCCAAAUGGAGGACGUCGUCAAAACGAAGAUGUCGUUGGAGGAGCAGGUCAGCCGUCUGCAGAGAGAGAAGAAUGACCUGCAGUCUCGUAAUGAGGAGGAUCAGGAAGACAUGAAUGAGUUGAUGAAGAAACACAAAGCUGCAGUUUCCCAGUCUGCCAGGGACUUGAGCCAGAUCAGUGACCUGCAGGCCCAGCUGGAAGAAGCCACAAAGGAGAAGCAGGAGAUCCAAGACAAGCUUCAUUCGCUGCAGAGCCAGCUAGCGUUCCAAGAACAGUCCAUGGUGGAAAAGUCUCUCGUGUGCCGCCAGGAGGCCAAGAUCCGUGAGCUGGAGACCAAGCUGGAGUACGAGAGGACACAGGUCAAACGCUUGGAGAUCCUGGUGGGUCGUCUGAAGGAGAACUUGGAAAAGUUGACAGAGGAGAAAAACCAACACAAUGCAGCAGAAAACAGGGAGAAGGACCAGAAUAAGCGAAUGCAGAGGCAGAUAAGGGACAUGAAAGAAGAAAUGGGAGAGCUGUCCAAGAAGGAGUCCGAGGCGAGCCGGAAAAAGCACGAACUGGAAAUGGACAUCGAGAGCUUAGAGGCGGCAAAUCAGAGCUUACAAGUGGACCUCAAGCUGGCCUUCAAGAGGAUAGGUGACCUGCAGGCUGCCAUAGAGGACGAGAUGGAGAGUGAUGACAAUGAUGACAUAAUCAACAGUUUGCAAGACAUGGUGACAAAAUAUCAGAAAAGAAAGAACAAAACUGGGGAUGAGACAGAAACAGAUUCCGAGGUGGAGGACCGUGUGGACGGAGUUAAGUCUUGGCUGUCGAAGAACAAAGGCUCCACCAAGACCCUGUCAGAGGAGGGAAGUCUAAAGAGCACCAGAUAUGCCGCAAAUGCUGAUACCAAUGAGGUUAAAGAAGGUAAGGAGAAGAUAAACGACGGAAGUAAAGACGGGAAAGAAGUCGAGCCUAACAGAUCAGUGUCUGUCAUGAGUUCCUUAAGCUACAGGAAGCGUUCCAACCUGAAAGACUCCAUAGGGGGGACAGGCGAUGAGAGCUCCUUGUUUAGCACUCUCAAAGAACAGAAUGACACACCAGACCAGGCCUCCAUUCGCAAAGCCAAGUCGAAGUCUGGAGUGCUCCAGGAGGAUUGGAAGAGAAGCCAGGCACAGGAAGACUUAGACGACAAAGGCUCCGUUAUCUCCAUGGCCUAUUCUGAAGCCACUAGCAGAGCCAGGAAGGGCCUGGAUUCCCGCUGGACCUCCCGCAGCAGCCCAGAAUUUGAUAAGGAAUCCAUGGUGUCCUCUGUGGCUCCUAGCAGGAUGUCCACCAGGAGAAGUGUGGUGGACAAGGAUGAUGACAACAAGUCGACUGUCAGCAGUGUGAGCCGCUCCAGCCCCCGGUCGCUGCAGCGCAGCAGUUCUUGGAAAGACGACAGGCGCAGUAGCUCACGCCUGUCCGUUGCCCGCAGCUGUGGCCUCAGUGAAUUUGGCGUGCAUGAUGAUGAUGAUGAUGAUGAUGGCCAUAGUGUGGCUUUUACUGAUGGAGGACCUUCAUCUUUCAGUCCCCGUUCCCUCACUCGCAGCUUUUCUACUCCAGCCCAACCACGUUUGUCAGACGGCAAUCUGCCAGAUUCAUCUGACAUUAAGUCAGUCGCCCACCGCAACUACUUGGACCCCGACUUGGAGGCUGCCAUCAAUGAGGUGCUAAGCUUCAAACCCAUUAAAUUCAAGCGCAGCAAACUUGACGAGUCGAGCGGCGAGGAAGAGGAUGAGAAGAAGGGGCCAGGAAGCGAGGACGGCAGGAAGAGGGUAGACGUGGAGGGGCUAGGCAGCAGCACAUCCAGCCUGCUUCGCUCUGCAUCGGGCUCCACUCUGGACUACAGCAAUCGGCCAUCCAGCACCAUGAGCAGCAGCAGCUCCCGCAGUCGGAAAGAUAAAAAAAGCAAAGUCUCUCUGUCCGACGACUCCUCCUCAGACGAUCGUCACAGCAGAAAGAGCUCGAGGGGGAAGAAGGGCAAGAAGUCCAAGAAGAGAUCUAAGAAGAAGCAAAGCGAGUCUGAGGAUUCCUCUUCCUCCUCAAAGUCGUCUGAUUCCUCUUCCUCCGACUCGACCAUAUCCUACCGCAGCUCCAGCAGUGUUAAAAGGACCCCGAAACAACUAUCUGACGAUGAGGAGCAGGAGCCCGCAGGUCGUGGGACAUCUAGCAAGAAGGAAUCCAAGAAGAAGCAGAAGAAGUUGGAUGGCUUGAUGAUGAAGUACCGCUACAAGCCUGGCAGUGACUGAUCCCGACAGUGGAAGCCCUUCUGUGUGCCGCAGACACCUGAGUCUUGGCAGAUCUGAUGAAGAGGAUGAGAUGGACAGAAACUCCAGCAGGCAGUCGCUGAGGCAGAGCGAUGGCGUAGUCACAUUGGCAGAGAGCGUAUCGUAACCUGGA
Messenger RNA from Cottoperca gobio, 7642 nucleotides. RefSeq names its product unconventional myosin-XVIIIa-like. Gene Ontology annotation, biological process: actomyosin structure organization. Gene Ontology annotation, molecular function: ATP binding; actin filament binding; cytoskeletal motor activity. Lineage: Eukaryota; Metazoa; Chordata; Actinopteri; Perciformes; Bovichtidae. The record is from RefSeq and is a predicted model, not a curated record. Gene Ontology annotation, cellular component: cytoplasm; myosin II complex; myosin filament.